AUGAGGCGGCGGCCGGGAGUAGCGGGGCUGCAGACGGCAGCAGCAGUGAGGGGGCAGUACCGGUCGCUGGGGGAGGAUGUGGCGAAGCAGCGCCAGGAGUCGCUGCGGCAGCAGCUUGAAACAUUUAGAGGCUUCCUCAUGGACUUUGCUCAGAAGCACAAGAGCGAUAUCCGCAGCAACCCAGCAUUCAGGGCGCAGUUCCACGCCAUGUGUGCGCAGUGCGGGGUGGACCCCCUGGCCUCCAACAAGGGCUUCUGGAACGAGCUGCUGGGCUUCGGUGACUUCUAUUAUGAACUCGGAGUGCAGCUGAUAGAGACGUGCAUGGCAACGAGGGCGGACAACGGCGGGCUGAUCAAUCUGGAGGAGCUGCGGCGCCUCGUGGCGGGCAAGCGCCGCAUGCCGCUGGACGCGCUCUCCCAUGACGACUGCAUGCGCGCCCUCGCCACCAUCAAGUCCCUAGGAGGAGGGUUUGCAGUGGAGAAGGUGGGGGCGACACAUGUGGUGCGCUCGCUGCCUCGGGAGCUCAGCACUGACCAGAACGACAUCCUCCGCCUUGCGCAGGCGUGUGGGUGUGUGACCAUUGCAGACAUUCUCUCUGCCACGUCGUGGCAGCACGGCCGAAUCAACGAUGCUCUUGAUGCCCUGCUCAAGGAAGGCAUAGCGAUGGUGGAUGAUGGCGAUCCCGAUGGUCAACGGCGCUACUGGUUUCCAUGCUUUGACAUCGCCGCACCGACAUCUCUGUAA
This is a messenger RNA of Closterium sp. NIES-65, 744 nucleotides long. The record is from the annotation of a GenBank genome assembly. NCBI's taxonomy places the organism in Eukaryota, Viridiplantae, Streptophyta, Zygnematophyceae, Desmidiales, Closteriaceae.